This is a messenger RNA of Porites lobata, 2059 nucleotides long. The record is from the annotation of a GenBank genome assembly. NCBI's taxonomy places the organism in Eukaryota, Metazoa, Cnidaria, Anthozoa, Scleractinia, Poritidae.
AUGGCGGGCGUUUAUAUGUGGAAGCUGGUAUUCAUCGGUGUUUUAACAGCUUCUGUAGCAGUUCUGAUUGCCUGGUAUAUGCGGGAAAGCCUUGAUCCUGAAUCACUUCGAGGUAAAAAGGUGGUUAUUUGUGGAGCAUCCACAGGUAUCGGAGAGGAACUUGCAUAUCAAUACGCGAAAUUUGGCGCUCAAGUGUUGCUUGUCGCCAGACGAGAAGCGGUCCUUCGAAAGGUUGUCGCACGCUGUGGCGAACUGGGCGCUCAAACGGCAAGCUAUGUUGUAGCGGAUCUGUCUUCGUUGGAGGGUGCCAAGCAAUUAGCUGCAGUAAGUUUUAUAUAGUUUUUGUCAGGAUUUCCUGUCAAGUAGCCUUGGUUACUUGGUUAUGCACCUGCUAAGAGGAGAGGGUGAGCGGGGAGGGGGGUGGGGGAGGGGAGGAUAGGGGUCUUAAAACCUUCCAUAGACUGCGAGCAGUCUCUUACUUUUUUUUGAGUCAUGGAGAUCAAGAGCAUGCGUGAGGGGCGAGUGGCAAGGCUACGAGUAAUGAGAGCGGAAGUGCCAGUGAAGAAAAAAUAAGAGACUGAUGGGAUCUGGCGAUUUUCUGCUUUUCAUGCCUCCUUAAUUGCUGUUCUUGACAGCUCCUUCGUUUCUGACAAUUGACACCAUUUCGCAUGAAUUCUCUGUAAACAACAGUUUGUCUUUGAUUGCCCUUUCACUGUUGUUUGGUGUGGGAUGUUAGUUCUCCAGUUAUCUGUUAGUUAGUUCUCCAGUUAUCAAUUGCCAUCGACCUUUCAUCAUCACAUACUGAAGUCUGAACUUGGUAAAAUGACAGACAUUGAGUCUAUAUGUUUGGGUCAAUUCAAUAAACCUUUUCUACAUAUAGUUUACAAGUGUAGCUAUUGUUUUAGAGUUUGAAAACAAAUAACCAUGCACUUGUAAAUUUUACUUGUAUUUAAGUAACUUGGAGAUAGUGAUUUCAUGAGAUGCACUAAGGUUGGGCAUGCCAUUUCACAUUGAAAUAGAGUACUAAAGUGUGACGUCAUAAAAAUGAAAUUUCUGAAAUUAUGGGAUUUGUCCGGAUAUUCUGAAUGAACAAUGUCCAAGAGGCCUACUUCCCAAAAAUGAGCAUUGCGGGGCAAAUUGUCUCUGAGAUCGUAGCCCAGUUAUGUUUGGAAAACUCCAUACAAACCCUUCUAAAUUUCUUUGGGGUUGACCCAAAAAAAUAUAGAAGGGUUUGUAUGGAGUUUUCUGAGUUUAACCGGCUAACAUCUCAGAGACAAUUUGCCCCGAAAUGCUCAUUUUUGGUAAGUAGGCCUAUUGGACAUUGUUCUUUCAGAAUAUCCUCACAAAUCCCAUAAUUUCAAAAAUUUCAUUUUUAUGACAUCAUCACUUUAGUACUCUAUUGGCAACAAAAUGGCCCAUCUUAAAUGCCAAUUUUAUUUCCUGAACUAUUUCGAACACUUUGUAGGAGACCAAAAAGCUGUUUGAUGGGGGGCCAGACAUCCUCAUCCUCAACCAUCUGAUGAGUUUUUAUGGAUUUUGGAAUGAGAACAGUGACCUCAACAAACUCCCGCAAUACUAUGCAGUUAACACCAUCAGUUAUAUUAACAUAGCAACAUUACUUCUUCCUGAACUCCAGAAGACUAAUGGAAGCAUUGUAGUGGUUUCAUCAUUUGUAGGCGUUGUUCCUGCGCCAAGAACUGCGCCAUACUGUGGUAAUAAGCAUGCUCUACAUGGAUUUUUUGACACAUUGAGGCAGGAUUUAGCAAUUCAAGGACGCCAAGGCAUCACUAUAACCUUGUAUGUCCUUGGAUAUAUAGCAACAGCAAAUGCUCAUAAGGGCUCAGAAGGUACUCCAGUUUAUGACAGUGUUAAACGCGAGCCUGUCGAUGAAUGUGCUCUUGCUAUGAUCAAAGGAAUUGCUCUCAGAAAGCGGCAGAUGUAUUUUCCCUGGUACCUUAGCAUUGUAGAAACAGUACAUUUCUUUUUUCCAGACUUUGUAGAAAGUGUAAUCCAAGUUGCAAGUAAUGAAAAACCAGUCCAGGACAUGUGGAAUUGGUAG